This is a messenger RNA of Salvia hispanica, 2397 nucleotides long. RefSeq names its product beta-galactosidase 15-like. NCBI's taxonomy places the organism in Eukaryota, Viridiplantae, Streptophyta, Magnoliopsida, Lamiales, Lamiaceae. The record is from RefSeq and is a predicted model, not a curated record. Gene Ontology annotation, biological process: carbohydrate metabolic process. Gene Ontology annotation, molecular function: hydrolase activity, hydrolyzing O-glycosyl compounds; carbohydrate binding.
UAUCGAGACAUACAUAUUUUGGAAUGCACAUGAGCCAAUUCGAAGGCAAUAUGAUUUUAGUGGAAAUUUGGAUUUUAUUAAGUUCAUUAAAACCGUGCAAGAUGAGGGUUUGUAUGUUAUCCUUCGGAUUGGACCAUAUGUUUGUGCCGAAUGGAACUACGGAGGGUUUCCGGUUUGGUUGCAUAACAUGCCUGGCAUUGAGCUUCGGACGACAAAUGAAGUAUUUAUGAAUGAGAUGCAAAACUUCACCACUUUGAUAGUGGAUAUGGUGAAGGAAGAGAAGCUAUUUGCAUCUCAAGGAGGCCCAAUUAUUCUUGCUCAGAUCGAGAACGAAUACGGAAAUAUUAUGAAGUCGUAUGGAGACGCCGGCAAGACAUAUAUCAAUUGGUGCGCUACUAUGGCCGAGUCUCUUAAUAUUGGUGUCCCAUGGAUUAUGUGCCAACAAGAUGAUGCUCCCCAACCUAUGAUAAACACUUGUAACGGCUUCUACUGUCACGAUUUUGUGCCAAAUAACGCAAAUAGCCCCAAAAUGUGGACAGAAAAUUGGCUUGGAUGGUUUAAAGCUUGGGGUAACAAAGACCCACACAGACCUGCUGAGGAUGUUGCAUUUGGUGUUGCUCUGUUUUUCCAAACUGGUGGAACUCUCAAUAACUAUUAUAUGUACCAUGGUGGAACCAAUUUUGGAAGGACUGCUGGUGGUCCGUACAUUACCACAACAUACGAUUAUGAUGCCCCACUCAAUGAAUAUGGGAGCCUGAGCCAGCCAAAAUAUGGUCACUUGAAAGAGCUUCAUGAUGUGUUGCAUUCUAUUGAGAAAAUUCUCACUUAUGGCAAUAUUUCAACCAUCCAAUAUGGUAACUCUGUAAAUGCAACCAUUUAUUCCUACAAGGGAAACUCAAGUUGUUUUUUCAGCAACCAAAAUUCCACAUCAGAUCAUACAAUCAAGUUUGAAGGAGUUGAGUACAAAAUCCCAGCAUGGUCUGUUAGCAUACUCCCGGAUUGCAAGAAGGAAGUGUACAACACGGCCAAGGUUAACACUCAAACAUCAGUGUUGGUGAAAAAGAGUGAUGAUGAUGGUGAGAAGCCUCUUCAAUGGAGUUGGAGAGGUGAAGAAUUAUUCAAAACUAUGCAAUUUGGAAAAGGCCAUGUUUCUACUAAACAUCUCUUGGACCAAAAGGUUAUGAAUGAUGUUAGUGAUUAUUUGUGGUACAUGACAAGUGUUGAUUUGAAGAAUGACAUUGUGUAUAGCCACAAUAUGAGCCUUAGAAUCAAUGGGACAGGCAAUGUGUUGCAUGUUUACAUCAAUGGGAAACAUGUUGGUUCUAAAUGGGGUAACUACGACGUUACUAAUGGUAAUGUCUAUGAGACUAAAGUGAAGUUCAAAAAGGGGAGAAACCAAAUUUCAUUACUUAGUGCCACAGUUGGACUCAAGAACUACGGGGCCCACUUCGACACGGUGAAGACCGGUCUACCCGGCCCGAUCGAAAUAAUCACCACUCGCGACGACGAGACCAUCACGAAGGACCUAUCGGGCCACAAAUGGUCGUACACGACCGGACUCCAAGGAUUCGACAAGAAACUCUUCAAGCCGACCUCAACGAUAUCGAGAUCAAACGACCUCCCGAUCAACCGUAGCAUGACGUGGUACAAAGCGGCCUUCAAGGCCCCAUUGGGAGAGGAGCCGAUCGUCGUCGACUUGCUCGGACUAGGUAAGGGCGAGGCGUGGGUGAACGGCCACAGCCUCGGCCGCUACUGGCCGAGCUACCUGGCCGGGAACUGCUCGGACGAGGAGGCCUGCGACUACCGCGGGAAGUACUCGUCCGAGAAGUGCCAGACCGGGUGCGAGGAGCCGUCCCAGAGAUUCUACCACGUGCCUCGUUCUUUCCUGAACGAGGCCGGGGAUAAUGAGAUUGUGCUUUUUGAGGAAUUUGGCGGGAACCCGACUCGGGUCGGGUUUAGGCGGGAAAUUGUUGGGAGCGUUUGCGGGGCCGCGCACGAGAACCGGACCAUGGAGUUGUCGUGCCCCGGCCGGACCGUGUCCGCGGUCCGGUUCGCCGGUUUUGGGGAUGUGAGGGGGAGUUGUGGAAGCUUCCGGAAGGGGUCUUGCACAUCUUCAAAUGAUGCACUCUCUAUUCUACAGGAAUGUGUUGGGAAAGAGACGUGUAGAGUUGAGGCUUCGGAGGGUGUGUUUGGAGCGACGGAAUGUGAGGAGGGGAUUUGGAAGAGGCUUGUGGUGGAAGCUGUUUGCUCUUAGUUUUUAUUUCUAAGUAUAUAUUUUUGCUGCAAUUGAUGUUUAUUCUCUACUUUUCUUUCAUGUUUCUUGCAAUUUCGUAGCUGGUUUUUAGCUUUGUUCUCUCAAACAAUUUCCGUUUUAAUCCAAUUCUAUCUUUUUUUGCA